AUGUCAAGGCAACUAAACGCAAAUUCCAACCUCAAGAGACCGACGAAUAUUCUUGUUCCUUACCAAAGUAAUUCAAGAAAAGAUAGCUAAUAAAUAGUGAAAAGGAAAUAUGACUAUCAUAUCCAGGUUGCUGCCAGCAAUUCACGCCAGUAGAAAUGCUCAAGUAUUUCCUGCCGCUGUACAAACAGUGAGAUUAAGAUGUAUUCGAUUAUACGCCACUGAGAAUAACCAGAAGGGUCUAGCUAGAAGCCAAGAAAGAGCUGAUGUGUCUACGGAUGUGCGUCCUAUUGGGGAAAAGGUUAAAGAGGCUACGAAAACUGCGUCUUACACUGGCGUUAUUCUAGUCGGUCUUGGAGUCACGGGGAUUAUCUUUUUCUACGUGUUCAGGGAGCUAUUUUCAAGCAAUAGCCCCAAUAGCAUUUACUCACAAGCUUUAGAAAAGUGCAAGAAUGAUCCAAGGGUAGAAGAUGAGCUUGGCUCUCCAAUUAAGGGAUAUGGGGAAGAAACAACCAGAAGAAGACGCACACAUGUGAGCCAUGCUGUGUAUGAAAAGGAUGGAGCUAAACACAUGCGCAUGAGAUUCUACAUCAAAGGAAUCAGGAACAAAGCUAUUGUGGAGUUAGAUGCAAAACAGAAUGAUUAUGGUAAUUAUCUAUUCCGCUACCUACUGGUGCAGCUGGACGAUUAUACUGGCAGAACUUUCAUCAUAGAAGACAACAGGGCAGAACUUGAUAACCCUAAUAAAUCCGUUCUAUCAACUGAACUACCAACUUUAUCUCUAAGCAACCAAUGAUACUCGCAACUGCCAAGAAUGCAUCCUGUACAGUGUAAAUCAUAGUUAAGUAGAAAUUUAAAAAAUGCGUAAUGAAAAAUAAAACAAUAAAUUAUAAA
This is a messenger RNA of Pectinophora gossypiella (pink bollworm), 891 nucleotides long. Its product is annotated as mitochondrial import inner membrane translocase subunit Tim21. The transcript is spliced from 3 exons. The record is from RefSeq and is a predicted model, not a curated record. Bases 110 to 793 code for a protein of 227 amino acids. Lineage: Eukaryota; Metazoa; Arthropoda; Insecta; Lepidoptera; Gelechiidae. Gene Ontology annotation, cellular component: TIM23 mitochondrial import inner membrane translocase complex. Gene Ontology annotation, biological process: protein import into mitochondrial matrix.